This is a messenger RNA of Condylostylus longicornis, 1637 nucleotides long. It is a transcript of the gene BHD, whose product is annotated as folliculin. The coding region runs from base 109 to 1482 and encodes 457 amino acids. Gene Ontology annotation, molecular function: GTPase activator activity. The record is from RefSeq and is a predicted model, not a curated record. Gene Ontology annotation, cellular component: cytosol. Lineage: Eukaryota; Metazoa; Arthropoda; Insecta; Diptera; Dolichopodidae. Gene Ontology annotation, biological process: positive regulation of TORC1 signaling; positive regulation of GTPase activity; negative regulation of transcription by RNA polymerase II. The transcript has 6 exons.
UUAUGUCAAAUUGUGAAUGUAAACUAGCUUAAGGAUUGUUUAUAUUGUUUUAAUUAUAGAACUGUGCGAGAAAACAGUGUUUUAAUUGUUAUGUAAAAUUAAAACAAAAUGAAUGCAGUAAUUUCACUUUGCCAUUUCUGCGAGACUCAUGGACCUUCUUCAAUUUUAUGCACACAAUCUUUAAAAGAGACAAAAGUUGAAGACAUAAAUUUUGAUUUAACUCAGUCGUCAAAUAAAUUGUGCCCUGCAUGUAACUCAAUAGAAUCUACUGUAAUGCUAAGUCGAGAUGAAAAUGCAGGAAUUUCUUAUUUAAGUACCCAAGGACCAAUAUUUCCAGAACUUUACGGUCUUAUAAAACAGGCUUCAGUUCGAAGCUUAAGCUGUGAGAUAAGUUCUAAGAAGGAUGGAGGGUUCGUUUUUUUUGGAGAUGCACUUAACGGACAUAUAUUAAGUCACACAUUUCAUGUCAGCGAUCUUCAAGCUAGGGGAUUUUAUCAACUCUUUUCAAUAGUUAUUAUUAUGAAGGACAAAUAUUACUUAUUAAACAUGAAACCAUUUCUAGCUAAGCAUAUAACUAAUAUUUCAUCUGAGAUUCAGACCCUAGCUAAAGGAGUUCGUAACGAGGAAAAAGCUAAAUCCUCGCCAAUUCAACGACGAAUAUCAAGUGGUGGUCAAAUAAUUUCAACUACACACAGAUCUUUAAUAGAUUUAACGGGGGAAAGUAACAUAUUUAAAAUAAUUCAUUCUCAUUUCACAUGGAUAUUAUUAGCUGGGUCAAAAUAUUUAACGGAACAUAUCGGGUUUGAAAAUUUCAGUAAGCUCAACUUGAAAACUCACACGUUAAAUAUUUGUAACUCAUUGUGGAAAAAAGCAUCUAAUAUUAGUAGUAUUUCUAUUGAUCAUCAAAAUGACAAUAAUUCUGAAAAAUAUAUAAGGCAGCUUAGUGAAUUAUUAGGAAGUAAUUUUAUUAAGGCUUCUUAUUGUGUUUUGAUUGGAAUAAAUAUUUUAGUUCGAGGAUCAUCAGACCAGACCAAGUUUAUAGUGGAAACUCUAAAAAGCCUAUUACCUCAAGUCAUGGGUAAAAAUAUUGUGUUUGAUACUAGUGUUUCAACUACUAGUCCGGAAAAUUAUAAGAUUUUUAGAAUUCAACCUGGAGAACGGCUUCCUGUGCUUUCUUCUUCAACAUUUUACAUAGAGUUUUCAGAAACUCAAAAUAACGCUGUUGUUGUUAAAUGGCUAGGGGAAAUACCCGUUAAAAUGCCAACUUUACUUGUUCAAAUAGUAAAAGCUGUUAAUGAGCCCUUGUUUACAGAUUUGGUUUUAAGUAAAAGAUUAAAAGUACUGAUAGAAGAGUGGAAAAACAAAGUAAUAUAUAUAUCCAAAAUAAAAUCUUCUACAGAUAUCGCAAAAUUUAAGAAGAUUUUGGGAAUACUUCCACAGGACCAAUUAUUGAUAAAUUACUGGAGCCAAUACCUAAGAUGAAAAUUCCUGGAUGGUAUCAAUUGCAUUUAUGAAUGCGAAGUUGUAAAUUAAAAUCAAAUAUUAUGAAUUUAGCCAUGUUAUCUAUUUAUAGAAACUCCAAUAAAAAUUAUGUAGGCAACUACCUACCAUUCAAAACAUAAAAUUUCACUUUAAAG